Molecule: messenger RNA, 1757 nt
Organism: Colletotrichum navitas
Lineage: Eukaryota; Fungi; Ascomycota; Sordariomycetes; Glomerellales; Glomerellaceae
Exons: 2
Coding region: 1-1392 (463 amino acids)
Biological process (GO): regulation of transcription by RNA polymerase II
Molecular function (GO): zinc ion binding; DNA-binding transcription activator activity, RNA polymerase II-specific
Source: RefSeq, a predicted model, not a curated record
AUGCCGAAGGGCUCCAGGCAAUACCAUGGGAAAACAAAGAACGGGUGCCGGCAGUGCAAGAAGCGUCGCGUGAAGUGCGACUGUAUUGGGCCUGUCUGCGCCAACUGCCGCCGUCGACAAGAGCAUUGCAGCUAUCUCGGUCUACUUGCCGACACUCUGAACCGCGAAAAUGAGGGAGAUAAAUCCAGUGACACCAUGAGUAUAGUUCGCCGCGCGGCCACAGUUGCGGCACAUGCCUCCUCGUGUGACGCGCUCAACGCCUCGUUACCCGCCGAGAGGCUCCGCGCGGAUGAGGCCGAACUCAAACAUCAUUUCCUGAACCAGGCCUGGUUCACCUUCUCUUUACAAAACGACCCCCGCAAGUGUGAUGUUUGGUCAAGAUGGGUGCCCCAGCUGGCGACCCGCAACGUUUUCGUUCAUCAGAGCAUGCUCUCCAUAGCAGCGCUACACCUCUGCUACCUCGAGCCGCCCGACGCCAAACGAUAUUACUCCAUGGCCUGCAAGCAUGCCAUCCAAGCGAGCAACUACUUCAGACUCGCCGUUCCGCAGAUCAAUGAGGACAACUGGCUCGCAACGUUCGUCUUCUCCAUGUGCAACGGCAUCUUUGGGUAUUACCGCCCUUUCGCCGACGAAAAGAUCAUGGGACAAGCCAUCACCUUUGAGCCAGCCAGAUCUCUGGCCGUGAUGCGGGUGGCGGCUAGGUUCUCCGACACGGUUACAAGGUACGUGUACAAGAGCCCGAACCGCAACAAGCUCGCGCAGGUGAACCCCGAUGAUUGGCGUGAUAGCAAUGACACAUUACUGCGGCCAUCGAUAUUGAAAAUCGCCAAGCUCGAGGAAUUCUUGCUGUUGGGGCCAGAGUCAACAGGCGUACAGGCAGGGGAGACGGAAGUAUACCUAGCAGCUCUCGGUGCGCUGAGGACAUACAUAACUUCACUACCGGGCCGCCCUAGGAUAUGGAAGCAUUUCAUCAUCUGGCCUUCGUUGGUAUCGGAGCAAUACAUCUCACUUUUGCAGGCGAAAGAGCCAGUGGCGCUCAUGCUGUUCGUCCUCUGGACCGAAGUCAUGUACUUGGCGCCCCGGAGAUGGUAUUUGAUUACCUGGUACAGCCGCGGCCACGUUAAUUCUUUGCGGGAACUCGCCCAGCAGACCGUCACGCCAGCCCACCGGUUUUGGGAGACGCUGGUCGACGACAGCAACCAGUCCGAAAACUGCGCGGAGGAAUCAGAGGCGAGCGAAGGCUGCCCGUCGACGCCGUCGGACGCCCAGAGCGACGAUGGGGCGCGUAAAAGCGACUUUUUGCUCAUGUCUACCGGAGAAGAGUUCGGCCCCGACAACCGUGGCCCGGCCAAGUUCUUCGAAGCCCAGGGGGCGGCUAAGAAGGCGAAAUAAUGACACCCUUUUCUCCCGACACAGUUCUCACUAGGGGGUUACAGGAUCUCUUCCUGGCAGCGCAGAGUGGGGAAAGGAUCGGGUUCCUCAGCAUGAGGUCAAAGCCAGAAAGUGCGAGUGGAAGCCAUAGCGACGAUUCUUGCAUAGAAGCUGAAGCAUAUCGAAGCGGGCCACGAGGUUGAUGAGUGGCCAAAUGUGGACCAUAUCGCUCUUAUAGCAACAAAAGCAGGCGUCAGGAAUAACAAGUCAGUCAACCAAGCCGAUGAUGAUUGGCACUAGCGAUCAGCACACAAGUGGCCUGCCAGGCCUACGUAGCCAAGAGUGACAUGAACACGUGAAUAUAUGAGGAGUAACUUGCGUUGUAC